Molecule: messenger RNA, 5117 nt
Organism: Phragmites australis (common reed)
Lineage: Eukaryota; Viridiplantae; Streptophyta; Magnoliopsida; Poales; Poaceae
Exons: 11
Coding region: 239-4549 (1436 amino acids)
Biological process (GO): negative regulation of DNA-templated transcription
Molecular function (GO): acyltransferase activity, transferring groups other than amino-acyl groups; transcription corepressor activity
Source: RefSeq, a predicted model, not a curated record
GCCCCCUCCCGACGACGAGCACCAGAAGCAGCAGCGAGCAAGCCAAUCCCGCCGCGCACCGCAUCGUCUUCUCCCACCUCCCCCCCAAAUCCCCCGCGAUCCCCGAAACCCUAGUCCCCGACGCCGCAAUCCGACCUCACCGCCGCCUCCCAGCGCUCCCGCGAUCCAGGGGCGCUCUGCGAUGGUUCCGGAGCGGGAGGUUUGAGCUGUCUUGGGGUCGGUCUCGAGGAGGUUUUGGAUGGGUUUGGACGGGGAAGGCGGCGCGGAGGCGAGGAAGCCGCGUAAGAGGCAACUGGUAAUGGAGUCAAGCGAUUCUGAGGCAGACGAGUACCGCAUCUCGGCGCGGGAGAAGGCUGGACGUGUCGGCGACUCUGCGGGCAAUGCCGGUGCCGGCAGCCAAGGCAAUGGUGAUCAGUCGGAUGAGAAAGUGGUCGAUGUUAGUGCUGAGAAGGUUUCGGAGGCUAGGUCCCGUGAUGGAGACGUUUCAGAGAAGAACAAGGGAGGUGAUCUGGAUAGGAGUGAUUCACAGCCUGACCGCAAGAGGAUCAGAGUUGAUGCUGUCCAUGGUGGUGGCAGUGGAAGCAGUGGAAGUGUGUCUAAGGAUGGAACUGGUGGGAGAAUGCUGCCCCGGGGGUUCCCGACAUGGCGGUUUGAGAAGCCAGAGGUAAGGGCGGGGUGGGUUCUUGAUGAGAAAGGCGGAGUGGAGAUGAAGGUAAGCGGUGCUUCAAAGGUGAAGGAUCAGAUGCCGAGUUUUGAUGGCAAGAGGAGGCGGGUAGAGCCACAGAAACAUGAGAAACGGACGCCAUUAAAGACUGAUCAAGGCAAACUUGCUGAUUCUGGCCAACAGGAGGUUAUAAGGUUGCAAGGGAAAAGGGGUGUUUUGAGGAUAUUGCCGAAAAACGAUAAGGUGGUCAGGGAUACUGGUGAUGGCAAGAUUCUGCUGACGAACACUAAGGUGGAUGAGAAGACUGGUGAUGGUAGGAUUCAAACAAAGAGAGGUGUUUUAAAGCUCCUGCCGAAGAACAUUAAGGUGGAUGGGGAAGCUGGGGAUGACAGGAUUCCGACGAAGAACAUUAAGGUGGAUAAGGAGACCGGUGAUGGCGAGAUUCGGAUUAAUAGAACUAAGUUGGAUGGAGAGUUUGGUGGUGACAAGAUGCCAACGAAGAACUCUACUGUGAAUUUGGAAACUUCUGUUGGAAAGUUUCUGCCCAGGAACAGUAAGGUGGAUGGCGAAACCAGUGAUAGCUAUAAAGGAGAUGAGGAGAAAAGUGGUGCCCUUGCAGAGUUCCAGAAGCAGGAUGCAAAUGGUGAGAAGAGAGUUAUGGGAAAGCUAGUCUCUCCCAUCACGCUGAGGAAAAGUGAUCCAAGCGUAGCGGGAGUUUCUUUGGGCCAGAGAAUGAAACAGCAAAAUUCAAAGCAACAACUGAAGAUCUCCUCACUAAACCAUCAUCGGCCUUCAGUGAGUCGGAAAGAUGAGAACAUUAAAUCAAGUGAACACAAGAAUCUGAAAAAGAGAUUGCACGAGCAUAAAGGGUCUCCGGAAGAUUUAUCGAAGAAGGCAAAAUCAAAAGCCAUUGGUCUGCAAAGCGCAUCUGGUCCUGCACUCAAGAAGCCUGAAAUGAAGAAGUCAAAGGGAGGACCUCGCAACAAACUCAAGCAGGAUCUCAGGAAUCAGAUAAAACGCUUGCUUUUAGAUAAUGGAUGGAAAAUUGAUCUAAGGCGUAGGAAAAGCAAAGAUUAUGAAGACUCUGUCUAUGUUUCUCCUCAAGGGACUGGCUAUUGGUCAAUCACUAAGGCUUAUGCAGUUUACCAAGAGCAGUUUCAAAAUCCACGCGAUGAGAAGCAUAUGGGCCGCUCAUCUAAACUUAAUAGUAUUGAACCAUGUGCUUCAGAUGCCAUAUCAAAGGAUCAUCUAGCAAUGCUGAGAAAGAAUAUAGUUAAGAGAAGGACAAAGGAAGAAAUUGAUGGUGCUGAAAAGAAAUCUGGGGGCAGCAGAAGCAGAAACUCAAAAGAUAUCCUUGUUGUUAGAAGUUCUAGAAACAAGUAUCAGAACAAGGAGGAUAGUUUAAUAGUCAGGCAUCGGGGAUGUGGGCUUCUUGUCCGUGGGAGUAUGCAUAAUAUGGAAGAUAACAUGGAUGGCUAUAUUCCAUAUGAAUGGAAGCGGACAGUAUAUUCAUGGAUGAUAGAUCUGGGGGUUGUUUCUGAAGACAUGAAGGUCAAAUACAUGAACAAUAAGGGAGCAAGGGCAAUGUUGGAGGGUAAAAUUACCAGGGAGGGUAUUAACUGUGGAUGCUGUUCCAAGAUUCUCACAGUUGCGAAGUUUGAACUUCAUGCUGGUUCAAAAGAGCAGCAGCCCUAUGCAAACAUCUUUCUAGAAGAUGGUAGCGUUUCGUUGUUGCAAUGCUUACUUGAUGCAUGGGAGAAGCACACACGAUAUGAAAAUAUGGGGUUUUACAAGAUAGAUCCUUGUGAUGACCCAUAUGAUGAUACUUGUCCUAUUUGUGGUGAUGGUGGUGACUUGGUGUGCUGUGAUUGCUGUACUUCAACUUUUCACUUGAAUUGUUUAGGAAUUAAGAUGCCCCCUGAAGAUUGGUAUUGUCGCAGCUGUUUAUGUAGGUUCUGUGGUUCUGUCCAAGAAAAGACUUCAUCUUUUCCUGAGUUACUUUGUUGCUUGCAAUGUUCAAGGAAAUAUCACCAAGCUUGUGCACCUGGAGCCGGGAGAGACUCUGUUUGUACCAAUCCUAGUACCUCGAUUGAUUGCUUUUGCAGUCUAGGAUGUAGAGAGAUUUAUAAACGACUAAAAAAGCUUCUUGGGAUAAAGAAUAAUAUGGAGGCUGGAUUUUCUUGGAGUCUGGUUCGCUGUUUUUCUGAUUGUCAGGCCAUACCCCUCAAAAAGAAAGCACAAUUGGUACAUUGCAACUCCAAGACAGCCCUCGCUUUCUCAGUUAUGGAUGAGUGCUUUCGGCCACAUAUUGAUGAGAGAAGUGGGAUUAAUAUGAUUCACAAUGUUGUAUAUAACUGCGGGUCGGAUUUCAGUCGUUUAGACUUUAGUGGCUUUUAUUCAUUUAUCCUGGAACGAGGAGAUGAAGUCAUAUCCGCGGCAUCUGUUAGGAUUCAUGGAACUGACUUGGCAGAAAUGCCAUUCAUAGGCACAAGGGGCAUGUAUAGGCACCAAGGGAUGUGCCGUCGACUACUCAAUGCAAUUGAAUUGGCCCUUUGUUCUCUCAAUGUUCGAAAACUGGUAAUACCUGCGGUACCUGAAAUGGAAAACACUUGGACAACUGUUUUUGGUUUUAAGCCUGUUGAACCUUCCAAGAAACAAAAGAUCAAGUCGGUAAAUCUCUUGAUUAUCAAUGGCACCGGUCUUCUAGAGAAGAGGUUGCUGCCAAUAGGUGCAGGCGAUGGACAGACCACUGCCAGUCCAGCUAAUCCCGUUGGAUCUGAUAAGACAGAUGCUCAAAUGUUAGGUGAAGCGAGUGGAUCUGUGACACCUGUUCAUGUUUCUCGUGAAUUUGAUGUUGCCGAUGAUCUUGAAACUAAGUAUCAUGAGAAUCCUCGCCCAUUAAUUGGAAACUUUGCAGGCUCAUCUGACCAGCCUCCUGCUGCUGAAGAAAAUGAAGCAAAAAUAACUCUAGAAAGGACACCUCCAGUAUCCGUAAGUGGUGUUAAGUCACAUACACUUCCAGGAGUUGAUUGUGGAGAUAACAUGCAGUUCAAGUCUGAAGCAGACAACAUUCAAGAAGAGAAAUACACAGAAACAAAUGGGAAAUUAAUUGCUGAAAACACUGUUGCAGAAGAGAAGUGUGGAGAUAUAUCUAAUUCCUAUCAUGCAAAUUCACUGGCUACUCCAGUGGCAGUGGACCCAUGUACUUGUUCAUCUAAUGAGAUUGUUGAAGCUGCUGCCGUAACAGACAAAACUGAAUUAAAUUAUCAUUCUGUCCACUGUGCCAAUCAAGAGGAUAAGAAAUCCCGUGCUGCUCCUGCUGACACUGACGUACCUUCAGUUACUAUGGAUGAAAAACCUGAUAACCAUGAGUUCAAAACUAUGGUUGCUGAUGGUUAUAUUCAAUGCUCAACAGAAGAUAAAGGUUUGGAAGGUAUAACUAAUGUAGUAGAUGGAACAUCAAUAGAUGCCUAUAGAGAUAAAGAUACUAGUGAAGAUUACAGUGCUUCUGCAGUUGGCCAUGGAGUAUCCAUGAAGGGAUCUGUUCAGCAGGCAGAGGUUAUCAAGGACAAAAUUGGCUCAUUUUCACCAGAUUUGAAACGUCCUUCUAUUAGUAAACAUAUGCUCGAGAAAUUAAAUGAGUCAAAGUCAAUUGAAAGUGAUAACGUUGAAAUGAAUGAUGCAACUAUUAAGGUGGGAAUGACAGUUGAGAGCUCUAAUGAUGCAGGAAUAACAGCUCCGACGGUGGACAUAUCAAAUGAUGUUUGUGGUGAAGUUAUAGCUAAGCGAACUCAAACUUGUGGGGAGGGUCAACUUCAUGGAGAGGAUGGCAUAUACUGUAGUAUGGAAGAUGACCCAUCUUCUAGAGAACCUGUUAAUGCAUGAUUUGUAUUUUCUGCUACAAAAGAGGUGAUAAGGGGUAGGUGUUCUUCAGUUAGUGUAGUCAAUCAAGUUGCUGGUUAUGAAGGAAACAUUUUGCUGGGCAUUUGUUAAUGUUGUGGUGCCUGGAAGAGCUGGAGCACAGGUGCUUGGGCUGAUGUGAAUGAAUUGUUCUGUUUGCGAAGCAAUGGGAGAUGGUCUGAUUUUGUGCGUGAAGCAUGUCUCAGUUCUCAAUUCUCAACACCUAUAGCUGGAGCAAUUGGACUAAUUGCAUUUUGCAGCUCUGGCUCAUCGAUGUUUCAGGACUUUUGGUUAUUUCUCUGAGGCUGUAGAUCAUGAAGCCUUUUUUGAGUAGUAGACAUAAGCGGUUUGUACCGGAGAAGCUCUAUACGACCCGCAAACUGGGUCAAAAUUUUUUUUUUGUACAUAGAUAUGUGGGAGUUUUCUGUUGUCUUUCUGAUCCAACUGGAUUAUCUCUGAAGAUGGUUGGUAUGCAUGUUAAGGAUGUAGGCAUGGGCAUCUGAACCUUUGCUAUGUACCCUGUACAGUUUUCAUAACGGUGACGGUACAUGUA